This is a messenger RNA of Anarrhichthys ocellatus (wolf-eel), 1455 nucleotides long. RefSeq lists its product as uncharacterized. The transcript has 9 exons. NCBI's taxonomy places the organism in Eukaryota, Metazoa, Chordata, Actinopteri, Perciformes, Anarhichadidae. The record is from RefSeq and is a predicted model, not a curated record. The coding region runs from base 55 to 1455 and encodes 466 amino acids.
UGCUAUAGCAACUUACUAGUUGGUUAAAGCUUGCUUUCUGUUUUGCUGUUUGCCAUGAUCAUGACUGAAAACAGAUGGAUCGUGAGAAAAGGGACUCGAAUAGUGCAUCUGCUUUUUAUCUCAGGAUUUUGCUCCUUUACUCUGGGAUCUUCAGAUUUUCACCUAAUUACCAUGAGCAAGACCUACACUGAAGCAAAGACCUAUUGCAGAGAGAUGUACACUGAUUUAGCAACAGUUCACAACUCAACUGAUAUGGAUAAUUUAAUCAGUAUAGUUCCAAGUACCAUUGCCAGAGCCUGGAUAGGACUAGAGACUAGCGAAGUGUGGAUGUGGCAUUGGUCCUGGCCUGAUCAAAAACUGGAUUUUUUUAAAUGGAAGGUAGGAGAACCACAAAUAAAGAAUGAAGAUGCAUGUGCAGCAAUGGAUCAACAAGGAGAGUGGAUUGAAAGUGACUGUGGGACCCAAAGAAGUUUUGUUUGUCAUGGCAACAGUGAUAACAGUGGUCUCAUUUUUGUCGCUGAGACCAAAUCAUGGAGGGGUGCUCCAACGAUUUUGCUGAAAAAAGCCCCGUUUAAGGUGGGGGAGACAGUAGAGGCCCAGUUCAUACCUGUGGAGGAUGAAGAGCAGCUGACAGAAGUAUCUGUAGCGUCCCUGCAGGACAACGUUGAUAUCCAGCAGAUCACCGUGUUCAAUUCAGAGACUCACAACACCGUCACCUCCAUGGUCGCCAUGGCUCCAGGCACUGUCACCGUUGUACAACAGGAGGGCGGCGAGUGCACAAACCAGCUGAUGGUGGUGAAUGCAGACGGGGAUCUAACUGGUGACCAGGUGAUGGUUGUGGAGGACGCGCACGGCCUGGAGGCCCUGACAGUCCUCACCCAGGGUGACAACACUCACCACUAUAUCGUCUACGUCCAGGAACACACUGUAGAAAUCAACUACUUGUCAUCGGAUCUAAUUAGCAUACGGUCAGCAGAAGAGAAUGAGGCAGUACAUAAUGUGUCUGCAUCACAAAAUGUGUGGAUUGGCCUCUUCAAAGAUUCCUGGAAGUGGUCUGAUGGGAGCAAAACAUCAUUCCGUUACUGGAAACCCAACAACCUGAUACUAAUCCAAGAAAAUAUGACAUGGAUUGAAGCUAUGGGUUACUGCAGGGAGCACCAUAUUGACCUUGUCCACAUUAGCAGCAAAGACAUUCAGGGGAAGGUGGCUGAAACGGCAAAGAACGCCACAUCACUUCAUGUUUGGAUAGGUCUACGGUACACUUGUAAAUUUAACUUUUGGUUCUGGACUAAGUCGACUUCUGGCUGUUACCACAAUUGGGCCCCGGGACAAGGAUCUGAAGGGAAAUAUGACUGCGAUGUUACAGGUGCCAUUGAGGCCACCGGGAGGCAGCAGUGGGUAGGCUUGCCUGAGACAGAAAAACUGAAUUUCAUCUGCGACACAUGCACUGGAUGA